GAUCCGAGAGAGGAAGUAGUUCAAGCAUGGUACAUGGAUGAUAGUGACGAUGACCAGACUCCCCAUCACAGGGAGCCAAAGGAGUUUGUAUCCCUAGAUCAACUUACUGAACUUGGAGUACUCAGUUGGCGAUUGGAUGCUGAUAACUAUGAAACUGAUGAGGAGUUAAAGAAGAUUCGUGAAGACCGUGGUUAUUCCUACAUGGACUUCUGUGAAGUUUGUCCAGAAAAGCUGCCUAAUUAUGAAGAGAAGAUCAAAAACUUUUUUGAGGAACAUCUUCACACCGACGAGGAGAUCCGCUAUUGUGUGGCAGGAAGUGGAUAUUUUGAUGUCAGGGAUCGUAAUGACAAGUGGAUUCGUGUUUGGUUGAAGAAGGGUGGAAUGAUUGUUUUGCCUGCUGGAAUUUAUCACCGCUUUACUCUGGAUACAGAGAACUACAUCAAGGCAAUGCGGCUAUUUGUUGGUGAUCCAAUCUGGACUCCAUUUAAUCGUCCUCAUGAUCAUAUGCCUGCAAGGAAGGAGUACAUUAAAGCUUUCGUGGAGAAGGAAGUUGGUGAUCAUGCUGUUGAUGCUGCAGCCUGAAAUCUUCAUUUACCUCUAAACUUGGACUUCAACAAAAACAUCUCGACUUAAAUAAAGACUCCUAUGCUUAUAUGGUCUGGAAUGCAUGCGUGGUUUCCCUUGGCUUGUCUGUGUUCUUUACUAUACUCGUGUAGAGUGCUUCACCUACUCCGCAAACUCAGUAUCUUUUACCUCUGUUCUGUAUAUGGAAAUAUAGACGCUUUUAGAUAUGGUAU
Molecule: messenger RNA, 797 nt
Organism: Juglans microcarpa x Juglans regia
Lineage: Eukaryota; Viridiplantae; Streptophyta; Magnoliopsida; Fagales; Juglandaceae
Product: 1,2-dihydroxy-3-keto-5-methylthiopentene dioxygenase 2-like
Molecular function (GO): acireductone dioxygenase [iron(II)-requiring] activity
Source: RefSeq, a predicted model, not a curated record